UCCGCUGAGUCACAAAUCCUGGAAGCCCAGGGUCAGCCGAGGCAGCCGCAGUUCCCUCCAGGCCUUCCUGUUUUUUGGCCUUGAAAGGUCCGCGGCAGCCACUGCAGGGGCCCACGUCCCCGAAUCGCCCUCACCUGUAAGGGCCUCGGGAUUCUGGAGGCCCCCGGGCAGCGCAGGGCAGGGAGGUGACCCCUGCUCACAAGGGGGACCAAGGCACCGCCCGCCAGAGAGAUCGCAGGACUUCACUCAGAGAUUCUCAGUAGGAGCUUCCAGGAUCCCAUCGCAGCCCUUCCUGGUAGGGGGGCCCUGAAAUGAGGUCCUCAGGCCCGGAGGGCUGGGCUCCGGGGCAAAUUCCAUUCACACCGGAAGUUUUUGCCAAGCUGUCACCUCUGCCACCUGGCCCUCGCCAUGCUGACCUCGCGAGCGCCCCCUCCCCGCCCGGCCCUGCUGUUCCUUCUGCUGCUACUGGGGGGCACCCAUGGCCUCUUCCCUGAGGAACCCCCUCCGCUAAGCGUGGCCCCCAGAGACUACCUGAAACUCUACCCCGUGUUCGUGGGCGGAGGACCUGGGCGCCUGGGCCCAACCGAGGAUAUGGAGGACCUGAACAUCCAGCGGGUGCUGCGGGUCAACAGGACACUGUUCAUCGGGGACAGGGAUAAUCUGUACCGAGUGGAGCUGGAGCCCCCCACGUCCACGGAGCUGCGCUACCAGCGGAAGCUGACCUGGCGCUCCAACCCCAGUGACAUAGACGUGUGUCGGAUGAAGGGCAAGCAGGAGGGCGAGUGCCGGAACUUCGUGAAGGUGCUGCUACUCCGUGAUGAGUCCACGCUGUUUGUGUGCGGUUCCAACGCCUUCAACCCAGUGUGCGCCAAUUACAGUAUGGACACACUGCAGCCUGUUGGAGACAACAUUAGUGGUAUGGCUCGCUGCCCAUACGAUCCCAAGCAUGCCAACGUCGCUCUCUUCUCUGAUGGGAUGCUCUUCACAGCCACUGUGACUGACUUCCUGGCCAUUGAUGCUGUCAUCUACCGCAGCCUUGGGGACCGCCCUACCCUGCGCACUGUCAAGCACGACUCCAAGUGGUUCAAAGAGCCCUACUUUGUCCACGCAGUGCAGUGGCGCAGCCAUGUCUAUUUCUUCUUCCGGGAGAUCGCGAUGGAGUUUAACUACCUGGAGAAGGUGGUGGUGUCUCGCGUGGCCCGGGUGUGCAAGAACGACGUGGGCGGCUCCCCACGCGUGCUUGAGAAGCAGUGGACGUCUUUCCUGAAGGCGCGGCUCAACUGCUCCGUGCCUGGGGAUGCCCACUUCUACUUCAACGUGCUGCAGGCUGUCACUGGCGUGGUCAGCCUGGGUGGCCGGCCCGUCAUCUUGGCCGUCUUCUCCACACCGAGCAACAGCAUCCCAGGCUCGGCUGUGUGCGCUUUUGACAUGAGGCAAGUGGCUGCUGUGUUUGAAGGCCGCUUCCGCGAGCAGAAGUCUCCUGAGUCCAUUUGGACCGCGGUGCCAGAGGAUCAGGUGCCUCAGCCCCGGCCAGGGUGCUGUGCAGCCCCGGGCUCGCAGUACAAUGCGUCCAGCGCCCUGCCCGACGAGAUCCUCAACUUCAUCAAGACGCACCCACUGAUGGAUGAGGCGGUGCCCUCGCUGGGCCACUCGCCCUGGAUCGUGCGCACACUCAUGCGGCACCAGCUUACCCGAGUGGCCGUGGACGUGGGUGCUGGCCCCUGGGGCAACCAGACGGUGGUCUUCCUGGGCUCGGAGGUGGGCACUGUCCUCAAGUUCCUCGUCUGGCCCAAUGCUAGUGACACGGGCACCACUGGGCCCAGUGUCUUCCUGGAAGAAUUUGAGACCUACCGGCCUGACAGGUGCGGACGACCUGGUGGUGCCGGCAUCGAGACAGGGCAGCGGCUACUGAGCCUGGAGCUGGACGCAGCCUCUGGCGGUCUGCUGGCGGCCUUUCCCCGAUGCGUGGUCCGCGUGCCUGUGGCCCGCUGCCAGCAGUACUCGGGAUGCAUGAAGAACUGUAUCGGCAGCCAAGACCCGUACUGCGGCUGGGCCCCUGAUGGCUCCUGCAUCUUUCUCAGCCCAGGAACCAGAGCCGCCUUUGAGCAGGACGUGUCUGGUGCCAGCACCUCAGGCUUAGGGGACUGUACAGGCCUCCUGCGCGCCAGCCUCUCAGAGGAGCGAGCCGGGCUGGUGUCAGUGAACCUGCUGGUGACCUCAUCGGUGGCGGCAUUCGUGGUCGGGGCGGUGGUGUCCGGCUUCAGCGUGGGCUGGUUCGUGGGCCUGCGCGAGCGGCGGGAGCUGGCGCGGCGCAAGGACAAGGAGUCCAUCCUGGCACACGGCGGUGGCGAGGCGGUGCUGAGCGUGAGCCGCCUGGGCGAACGGCGUGGGACCGGGCCUGGGGGCCGCGGAGGGGGCAUGGGCGGGGCUGGGGGUCCCCCCGAGGCGCUGCUGGCACCCUUGAUGCAGAAUGGCUGGGCCAAGGCCACGCUGCUGCAGGGUGGCCCGCACGACCUGGACUCUGGGCUGCUGCCCACGCCCGAGCAGACGCCACUGCCGCAGAAGCGCCUGCCCACACCGCACCCACAAGUGCACGGCCCGGGCCCCCGCGCCUGGGACCACGGCCACCACGCACUGCUGUCCGCGUCCGCGUCGUCCUCGCUGCUGUUGCUGGCGCCGGCCCGUGCCCCGGAGCAGCCGCCCCUGCCGGGCGACCCCGCCCCCGACAGCCGCCUCUGUGCGCCCCGGCCUUCGCGCGCCUCGCACGGCGACUUCCCGCUCACCCCACACGCCAGCCCGGACCGCCGGCGCGUGGUGUCUGCGCCCACGGGCCCCUCGGACCCGGGUUGUGCGGGCGACAGCCUGCCCCGGCCCUGGAGCCCGCCCCCGACGACGGGCAGCCUGCGGAGACCCGGUCCCCACGCUCCCCCGGCCUCGGCGCUGCGCCGCACGCACACGUUCAACAGCGGCGAGGCGCGCCCGGGAGACCGGCACCGUGCACGACCUGCCCGCCCGGGUUCAGACUCGGCCCACCUCCUCCCCUAUGGGGCAGGGGACAGGACUGCGCCCCCGGUACCCUAAACCGGGGCCCCCCAAUGCCUUGGCAGUGCCAGCCACUGGAACCAGGAGCAGGAGACGGCGCCAGGACACCGGCCCCGGCCGGCUCCGCUGGGUGCUCAAGCCCCCCACCCCGGCCUUUCUGGGACCCCCCUCAGCCACACGGAAGCACAAGAGCGCGCGCUCCCCGCGGCGGCAGGCAGCUGGGGUGCAGGACUCUGAGACCACCGAGUUGGGCGGGUGGACGUAGGGAUCUGCUGUGAAUUUGAGAUUGACCUUCUGCGUAGACAUUUUUGGUUUCUUUUGCAGUUUUUCUAAGGAAUUGCACAACUCCCUUUUUGGGGUGGUGGCUGGAGGGGGUGGUUCAGGCCUUGGAUGGGGAGUAGGGGGUACAGCUGCAGACCCAAGUCCCUCUACCUCCUCGGAAAGGUCCCUCCCCAGGCCGGGCCCCUGGCGUGUGUGGGUGUGUGCGCGUGUGCAUGCCGUGUUCGUGUGCAAGGGCCAGGGAGGGAGGCGCGUGUGUGUGCCCAGGGCCACCCGUGCUGUGUGUGUGUCUUAAGAGUGAAUGUGGGGACCCCAGUGGCCCCGGGUCGGCUGAGCCAACACCGGGGCUUCCGAGGUGCCGGUCAGGAGUUUGGGUCAUGCUUCUGCAAAGGGAGCAGGGAUGGCCGGGUCCAGGCGAGCAGACGGAGAGCCCAUGUAUGGGCACAGCAGCAGCAGCUCCUAAAGGGCUUGGGGGUCGGGUGGGGGGGCAGUGGAGGCAGGUAGGGCCCCUGUAAAUACGGCCCCAGGGUGGUCAGAGAGUCCCAGGCCACCCGACCCCUUGUGACCUCCCCCCGACCUCCAGCUGACUGUGCAUGCCACGUAGCCGGCUCUCUGGAGUUCACCUCCCCUGGCCCCUCCCCAUCAAUAAAACUCUG
Octodon degus (degu) is the source of this 3977-nucleotide messenger RNA. It is a transcript of the gene Sema6b, whose product is annotated as semaphorin 6B. The record is from RefSeq and is a predicted model, not a curated record. The transcript has 17 exons. Gene Ontology annotation, biological process: negative regulation of axon extension involved in axon guidance; axon guidance; positive regulation of cell migration. NCBI's taxonomy places the organism in Eukaryota, Metazoa, Chordata, Mammalia, Rodentia, Octodontidae. Bases 409 to 3081 code for a protein of 890 amino acids. Gene Ontology annotation, molecular function: semaphorin receptor binding; chemorepellent activity.